UAAAACGAAGUGGUUUUGGUUGCGAAGUAAGAAGAGAAAGUCAAAUCUGAUUCAUCAUUAUGGAAUCACCUUUCAAGGGAGACAUAUUGAAGGGGAAGGUUGCUCUCAUCACAGGUGGAGCUUCGGGAAUCGGGUUCGAAAUUUCGACCCAAUUCGGCAAACAUGGAGCAUCCGUUGCCCUUAUGGGUCGCCGUAACCAAGUCCUUCAAUCUGCUGUCUCUGUUCUGCAAUCACUUGCAAUCCCAGCGAUUGGUUUUGAGGGGGAUGUAAGGAAUCAAGAAGAUGCAACAAGAGUAGUGGAAUCGACUUUCAAGCAUUUUGGAAGGAUUGAUAUUCUGGUGAAUGCUGCUGCAGGGAACUUUCUUGUAUCCGCAGAGGAUCUCUCUCCAAAUGGAUUUCGAACAGUUAUGGAUAUUGAUUCUGUUGGCACAUUCACAAUGUGCCAUGAAGCAUUAAAAUAUCUCAAGAAAGGGGGAGAAGGAAGGAGCUCUUCUGGUGGGGGAACAAUAUUAAAUAUUAGUGCUACCUUGCAUUACACAGCUUCUUGGUAUCAAAUUCAUGUGUCUGCAGCGAAGGCAGCGGUUGAUGCCACUACAAGAAACUUGGCGCUAGAAUGGGGAACAGACUAUGAUAUUAGAGUCAAUGGGAUUGCACCAGGUCCAAUAAGUGACACUCCUGGCAUGAGUAAACUGGCUCCUGAAGAAAUAAAUAGCAAGGCCAGAGAUUCCAUGCCUCUGUACAAACUUGGAGAGAAAUGGGAUAUUGCCAUGGCUGCUCUCUUCCUAGUCUCAGAUGCAGGAAAGUUCAUUAAUGGCGACACUAUGAUAGUAGAUGGAGGACUUUGGCUGAGCAAGCCUCGUCAGUUACCAAAAGAGGCAGUGAAGCAGGUUUCACGAGCAGUAGAAAAGAGAUCCAGAAAUGCACCAAUCGGUGUUCCAAAAAGCAAGUUGUGAGCCAGCAGAUUUAGUUUUAGCCCCUCUAUCACACCUGCAAAUCAUCUCUUUAUAGACAAUCAUGGAGGUUAUGGUCUCUGUUAUUUUAAAUUAUUACUUAGUUGAACUUUUACUAACUAUAAAAUAUGAUGAUUCAAAGUCAUGGCUUCAUCCAACCUAAAAAUAAAAUUCAAUUCAUGGUUGUAUCCCAUGAUUGUGUCUUGUGCUUAAUAUAUGUGCUCGAAGCUGUAAGCAAAUCCAGCGGUAACUAUGAACUUGAUAUGUGGCUAUAUUGUAAUGAGCAAAUCCAGCUCAAUGAAAGGUGAGUCCAUAUAAGGAAUCAUCAAUCCCCAUGCUACGAACUUGAACUGAGUCUUCAAUUAUUUAGUUAUAAGUUUAGGAUGAGGAGGGAA
Molecule: messenger RNA, 1345 nt
Organism: Gastrolobium bilobum
Lineage: Eukaryota; Viridiplantae; Streptophyta; Magnoliopsida; Fabales; Fabaceae
Product: peroxisomal 2,4-dienoyl-CoA reductase [(3E)-enoyl-CoA-producing]
Exons: 5
Coding region: 60-953 (297 amino acids)
Biological process (GO): fatty acid catabolic process
Molecular function (GO): 2,4-dienoyl-CoA reductase (NADPH) activity
Source: RefSeq, a predicted model, not a curated record